This is a messenger RNA of Schistocerca americana (American grasshopper), 2934 nucleotides long. RefSeq names its product hemicentin-2-like. Lineage: Eukaryota; Metazoa; Arthropoda; Insecta; Orthoptera; Acrididae. The transcript has 16 exons. Gene Ontology annotation, molecular function: protein binding. Bases 1 to 2934 code for a protein of 977 amino acids. The record is from RefSeq and is a predicted model, not a curated record.
AUGACGACAGUUGACACCGAGACAUCGGCACCAAAUGGUGGUUACGAUGAGACGCAGACUACUUCCAAAAGUGCUAAGAAUGUGAAGCGGGUCCAAGAAGCUGCCAGAGGAGAUAUUCAGUUGCAAGCAAAGAAAAUUAAGACACCCUCAUGUAACGAAUUUCUAAAACCUUCAGUUGAAGGCGGUGAUUCACGGCUCGACACGUUCUCCAAUGGUGGCGGGAACCCUGACUUCCGUGGAAGGGCGGGCCGCCAAGUCAUGCGUCCCCAGGUAAGCCCCCAGCCGCAGCCCCAACCCCUGCUGACUCACGCGCGCACGCAGGUGCCGGUGACGGCAGCACGCGUCCACGCUCAGCUGAAUCAGCGCCAGCGUACGUGCUCCCAGCUCACAUCGCGCCUGAAGGGGCGGAGGGGCGGUCGCCCACCCCCGCCCCCGCCGCAGCCCUCUGGCCGCGUGGCGUCGCGUUGCGACCGCACUCAAUCGCUGCCCGCUCCCACCCCACGCACAGUGGUUUGCUUCGCCCGUCCUGUAGUUCCUCUGACGGCCGUCGAGGGUCGCGAAGCGCUGCUUCCUUGCAACGUGACGCCAUCCAUCGCCGGCGACGACGUAUUCCUCGUCCUCUGGUCCAAAGACGCCGACCACAUUUACAGCUACGACGCGCGCGACCGGCCCAUGCAGGCGGGCGCACACUGGCGGGACAUGGCGUUGGUGGGGGACCGCGUCUUCUUCCGCACGGCGACGUCGCCACCCGAGUUGGCCAUCGGCGAAGUGCGUGAGAGCGACAAAGGGCUCUACCGCUGCAGGGUCGACUUUCGGGAGUCGCCCUCCAGGACCACCCGCAUCCGACUCGACGUCGUUGUUCCUCCGCAGGCGAUGAGGAUAAUCGACACACACGGCAACGAGCUGCAGCGCCUGACGAUGCCGUACGUGGAAGGCGACACCAUGAGGCUGACGUGUAUGGUGUCCGGAGGGAGGCCACCGCCCACGCUGCGCUGGUGGCGAGAGGACAGCGUGCUGGAGUCCAGGGCGCUGGAGACGGCGUUCCCCAGCGUGCGCGAGCAGAUGCUCAUCCUGCCGCGGCUGUCGCGCGCAGACCUGCACGCCUCCUUCACGUGCCAGGCCGUCAACAGCGACCUCAUCCCGCCCAUGACGGCCACCGUGCGUCUCGAGAUGAACCUGCGGGUGACCAACGUCCAACUUGAGCCACCAGAGGAGCCGCUGUCGGCCGGUCGCGUGCACAGCAUAGAGUGCCGAGCCGAGGGGUCCAGGCCGUCUGCUCUUAUCACCUGGUGGCUGGGGGAUCGACCCUUGCCCGACACUCUCUCCUUCCAGCAGGUGUCACUGGAUGGCAGCGAGACUACAUCGACGCUGACGUGGACGCCGGCGCAGGCGGAUCACGACCAGCUAUUGCGCUGUCUGGCGUCGAACCCGCGCCUCAACGUGCCAGCCAUGGAGGACACCCUGGUGCUGAACGUGCACUACGCUCCAGUGACGCGGGUACACGUGGAUUCUGAGGUGGUGCACGAGGGAGCAGAUAUUCUGCUGCAGUGCGAAGUCACAGCCAACCCAGCGGCGUACAAGAUCACUUGGAGGAAAGACGACCUGGAGCUGGAAGACAGCGAAGACGUGACUGUGAUGGGGGAAGCCCUGGCGCUGCGCUCGGUGACCAGGGCGGCGGCUGGCGGCUACUCGUGCGUCGCCUCCAACGUCGAGGGAGACGGCCAGAGUCUGGAGGUCGACCUGCGAGUCAUGUUCGCGCCCGUGUGCCGGCCCGGCCAGCGCAGCCUGUACGCCGUGGCGCGCCACGAGGAGGCGCGCGUGCUGUGCGAAGUGGACGCCUUCCCUCCGCCGGCGCCGGACGGCUUCCGCUGGGCGUUCAACGGCAGCGCCGAGACCGUCGACGUCCCGGCCAGCAGGUUCACCUCCUCGGGCCGCUCCUCGCAGCUCACCUACGCCCCCGUCACCGACACUGACUACGGCUCAGCCUUCUGCUGGGCCACCAACGCCGCCGGCCGCCAGAAGCAGCCCUGCGUCUUCCACAUCGUCCCAGCAGGCGCCCCCGACCCGCCGGCCAACUGCUCGGUGCUGAACCAGACGUCGCACUCGGUGGACGUGCGCUGCACGGAGGGCUUCGACGGCGGCCGGCCGCAGGUGUUCCUGCUGGAGGCUGCCGAGGCGGCGUCGCGCCUGCCGCUGCUCAACGUGACGUCACGCGCGCCCGCCUUCCACGUGGGCGGCCUGCAGCCCGGCGUGCAGCUGGUGCUGCGCGUGUCCGCGUCCAGCGCCAAGGGCCGCAGCCGAGCCGUCUCCCUGCGCGCCGCCACGCUGGACGGGCCCGAGAGGAUCGCCGGGGAGCUGCGCCAGUUGGAGCUGUGGCAGCUGGUGACCGUGCUGGCGGCGGCAGUGGCGCUCCUGGUGGGCACGGCCGCAACCAUCGUGGUGCGCCGGCACCGCAGGCACCAGCAGAGCCAGCGCCGAGACAACGCCAGCCACAAGCCGGCCUCCGUCUUUGUGCGCGACCCCGAGGACCCCGACGUGGUUCCCCAGAGGACGCCGGCCACUUCCAAGGGCUCACCCACCGUGCCCACCUGGUCGGACUGCCAAUCGAGCCAGGAAGACGGCCUGAGCGAGCAGGAGGCGGAGGGGGCGCUGUGCUGCGACAAGCUAAUGCAGACCAUCGACGAGUGCGCGCUGCCCGAGCCGCGCUUCCCGCCGCACAGAUGGGUGCCGCGGGAGACGGUGACGUACGCGCAGCUGCAGCUGACGCCGACGCCGACGGUGCGCAGGCUGCACACCAUUCCGGAAGUGGUGCAGUACGCGCACAUACAGAGACGCAGCGCGGACUACCGACUGGUGGCUAAUGGUGUCCUAGAUGUAGAUGAGAGGGCGUACCGAUACAGCACCACCGACAAGAGAGCAUGCGGCUUCCGCUGA